This is a messenger RNA of Centruroides sculpturatus (bark scorpion), 1257 nucleotides long. RefSeq names its product dnaJ homolog shv-like (gene shv). The record is from RefSeq and is a predicted model, not a curated record. Gene Ontology annotation, biological process: protein folding; protein maturation. Gene Ontology annotation, molecular function: misfolded protein binding. NCBI's taxonomy places the organism in Eukaryota, Metazoa, Arthropoda, Arachnida, Scorpiones, Buthidae. Gene Ontology annotation, cellular component: endoplasmic reticulum. The transcript is spliced from 7 exons. The coding region runs from base 108 to 779 and encodes 223 amino acids.
UAUUUAUUUAUCUUACUUUUUUUUAUAGUUUCUUUGGCGAUUUUGCCUUCUUUGGUGGUUCACAACGUUCAGAUUCCCAAGAGAUUCCAAGAGGAGCUGAUCUGGUUAUGAAUCUCUGGGUAACACUAGAAGAAUUAUACUCUGGAAAUUUUGUUGAGGUUAUUAGGAAUAAACCAGUAAUGAAAUCUGCUAGCGGAACCCGAAAAUGCAAUUGCAGACAAGAGAUGGUUACAAGACAGUUAGGACCGGGAAGGUUUCAAAUGAUGCAACAAACUGUGUGUGAUGAGUGUCCUAAUGUAAAACUUGUAAAUGAAGAAAGGUUAUUAGAAAUAGAAGUUGAACCAGGAAUGAGGGAUGAACAAGAACAGAGAUUUGUAGCCGAAGGAGAACCUCAUAUUGAUGGAGAACCUGGCGAUUUAAGGGUUAGGAUAAAAACAUUACCGCAUUCCAUAUUUGAAAGAAAAGAAGAUGAUCUUUAUACAAAUGUCACAAUUUCUUUAACCGAUGCACUCAAUGGAUUCAAGAUGGAAAUAGUUCAUUUAGACGGGCACAAAGUGCAAAUUUCUCGCGAUAAAAUUACAUGGCCAGGAGCAAGAAUAAGGAAGAAGGGAGAAGGAAUGCCGAAUUACGAAAACAACAAUCUUCAUGGUACUUUAUACAUAACAUUUGACGUAGAUUUUCCCAAGGGGGAAUUAGAUAAUGAAGCGAAAGAAGCCGUGCGUAAGAUACUAAAUGAAGAAUCUAAGACUAAAGUUUAUAACGGUCUAAGAGGUUAUUAAUAGCAUUAAUAUUUAGUACCAAUGAGAACAAUGUAAAGGGAGGCCAGAAUUUCAUAUUUCUUUGAAUUCCUCGAUUCAGCCGAAGGUCCGUCGUCCUCCACAACACAUUAAUUCCACCACAUUUAAGUACAUUCACCGUCUCGAUUACGUAUGCAAGAAAGAAUCCACAUUUUUAACGUUUGAUUUUGUACAAGGAACAUUUUUAUUCUUUUUGUCUCAUUACAUAUUUGUUUUAAAAUACAAAUGUAUGUGUUUGGAAAAAAUGCAUUUGUAAAUUUAUUUCACUUCAGUUUGAUACAAGUCAAAUAAAAUUGACAAUCCACUCCGUGGUCUCCAAAACCAUAAUCUUGUGUUCGUUCGGUUACAAAAACAUCAAACAUUGUUUUGAUAUUAGCAUAACUGCAUUUAUGCCAUUACAAAACUGGCAACCAUGGCUUAAAAUAUUAAAUAAAAUGAUCAGUUAUUUAAAUCAAAAGAA